AUAUUUAGGCUUACACAUUGAGAGAAUUUGAUGAGUCAAAGUGCUUAGAUGAACAGUUCCAAAAACCAAAAGUAGACAAAUAUAGCGGGAGGGGAUAUAUACUCUCAAACUCCACCGAGCCCCGUCAAGCCCCCAAAAAUUCAACAUCACCAGAAAUGACAGGAAGCAGGAAUUUUCUCGCAAUUUUAUUCUUUAAUAAUGCUUCAGUUUCUGCACGCUCCGCAACCACGCUCAUCACCAGGAAGCUUAAAAAUCAUCUCCAUUACUCGUCGUCUUCUUCUUCUUCUUCGCCAAAUCACUCUCUUCCUGCUGCAGCACACCACGCCAAGGCGAUCAAAGACGGGUCGCUGACCCGGAGCUUGCAUCUGCGCAACUGUCUCAUGACCCGCUACGCCAAAAGCAACCGCUUAGACUCCGCCCGCAAGCUGUUCGACGAAUUUCCCCACAGAGACGUCCGGUCCUGGACGAUAAUUCUCUCCGCCCUGGCUCGGUCCGGGUCGAGCCAAGAGGCGCUGGACAUCUUCUCGAGGAUGCUGGAAGAAGGCGCCGUGGUGCCGAACAAGUUCACACUGUCCGGCGUCUUGAAGUGCUGCUGUUCCGGCGUCGGGGAUGGGCUGAGAAAAGGAAAGGCUCUCCAUUGUUGGAUGGUCAUUCGUGGGGUCGAAGGGGACACUGCUCUGGACAACGCCAUUCUUGAUUUCUAUGUGAGGCACGACGAGUUUGGGUGGGCAGAGAAGUUCUUUAGAACAAUGGGCAGUAAAAAUGCUUCGUCUUGGAACAUAAUGCUGGCGGGGCACGUAAGAACGGGAGACAUGGAGAGGUGCGUGGAGUUCUUCCGGACAAUGGAGGUAAAAGCCGUGUCGAGUUGGAACAUAAUCAUGAGCGGGCUUUUGGUGCACGGGUUCGCGGGUCGGGCGUUGGAAGUGUUGUAUGAAUUGUCUAGACGCGGACGCCCGGCGUUUAACAGACUCACGUAUUCAAUAUCGCUGAAGCUGGCGUCUUGUCUGGUUAGUUUUGAAGUAGGGAGACAGAUCCACGGUAAAGUCAUAAGGGACAGUAGGUUUCGGGACGAUUCUUUGAGGACAUCGCUUAUCGACGUGUAUUGGAAAUGUGGACAGAUGGAGAAAGUAUCUGCAUUUUUUAAGAUCUGAGAGCCAAGUUAAUACUGAUAAUACCCACUGCAGGGAAAGUUUUCAAUCACUUUUAAAGAGUUGAGUAACUUAACUCUCGUAUAUAGUACAGUAUUAAGAAGUUGUCACGCUCUAGAAAUUAAAAGUACAAAGUUUUACUCGAUUCAUAUGGCCUUAGAAAAAAGAAUUCCUAUCCAAAAAAGGUAAAGCAAACAAAUUCAAAAUUUAAAAGAUGCAAAAAGAGAGAUUUUAAAACGCAUGUCAAGCUAAAGAAAAAGACGACUGAGCU
This is a messenger RNA of Cuscuta campestris, 1419 nucleotides long. NCBI's taxonomy places the organism in Eukaryota, Viridiplantae, Streptophyta, Magnoliopsida, Solanales, Convolvulaceae. The record is from the annotation of a GenBank genome assembly.